AUGGAGCCCCUGUGGAAGUCGCUGGGAUCCCUGCUGCGCACCGCCGGCAGGGCCAUCGACGGCCUGGGGUGCAGCCUGCAGGGCGCCUACGCAUACACGGAAACGCUCACACCAAGUCUGGCCACAAUGGCACUGAAGUCUGUGAAGCCUCAGCUGGGAGCGGACGUGUUUGUGGCGCCUAACGCCACUGUGAUUGGUGAUGUGAAGAUUGGGAGGAAGUCGUCUAUAUGGUAUGGGGCUGUCCUGCGAGGGGACGUAAACAGCAUAAGCAUCGGAGAUAACACCAACAUCCAGGACAAUGCCAUCAUUCAUGUGGCCAAAAACACACCAAAGCCUGCCACCCCGUUGCCAACGAUUGUGGGCAGCCGUGUGACUGUAGGUCAUGGAGCGAUUCUCCAUGCAUGUACAAUUGAUGACGACUGCCUUGUGGGCAUGGGGGCUCAGCUCCUUGAUGGGGUCAAGAUGGAGAGAGGUUCAAUAGUGGCUGCCGGCUGCAUGGUGCCCCCAAAGACUGUCAUCAAGUCGGGCCACAUCUACGCUGGCGUUCCGGGCCGGCUCCUGCGGCAGCUUACCGCAGACGAGGCCAUGUUCAUCGCCUCAUCGGCGGGCAGCUACGCUGAGCUAGCUGCGCAGCACCUUGUGGAGAACUCCAAGACGUUCGACGAGGUUGAGUGGGACAAGGUCGUGCGGCAAGACCGCCUGGAGAGAGACCCCGACUACGACGGGCACAUGGGCAUAGCGAGGGACCCAGGCACACGGGAGAUAACUGCAAUCAGGGAAAACUGA
This is a messenger RNA of Ostreobium quekettii, 786 nucleotides long. NCBI's taxonomy places the organism in Eukaryota, Viridiplantae, Chlorophyta, Ulvophyceae, Bryopsidales, Ostreobiaceae. The record is from the annotation of a GenBank genome assembly.